UCCAGACUCUGACUUUAUUGGCCUGUUUACAAUAGCAGAUAAACACAUAUCCAACUCCUCCAGAUGAAACAUGGGCUUUCUCAAUGCGCCAUGGAGGAUCACCGCUUUCAUUGCAAUUCUGGUUGUGUUCAAGGUGCAAGCUGUUCCGACACGUUAUGGUGGUGAUGCAGAUGCAGGUGAAUUGCGAGAGGAUAUACUUGAGAUCAAUUCAGAAGCAGAUCUAAAUCUCUUUGAGGGAGACAUUGCAGGUGAUCCAAGGCGAAAUGCAAUCCUGGAUGAAACGAGAAGAUGGAAGUUUCCCAUUCCUUACAUCUUGACAGAUUCUUUGGAGCUGAAUGCAAAAGGUGUUAUUCACCAGGCAUUCGAAGCAUACCGCCUGAAAUCCUGUGUGGACUUCAAGCCCUAUGAGGGAGAAAGCACAUACAUCUCCUUCACAAAGCUGAGUGGAUGCUGGUCAUUUGUAGGAGAUGAUAAGGUAGGACAGAACCUCUCCAUAGGGGCGCGUUGUGACACCAAGGCCAUCGUGGAGCACGAGCUCCUCCACGCUCUGGGCUUCUACCAUGAGCAGUCACGCUCUGACAGAGACGACUACGUCAAGAUCUGGUGGGACCAAAUCAUAGAAGGAAAGGAGCACAACUUUAACAAGUAUGAGGACGACUUCAUCACAGACCUGAACACGCCAUAUGACUAUGAGUCCGUCAUGCAUUACAGGCCAUUGUCUUUCAACAAGAACGCCACCAUCCCUACCAUCACCACAGCCAUCCCAGCGUUCAAUGAGAUCAUCGGACAGCGUCUGGACUUCAGCGCAGUAGACCUGCUCAGGCUGAACCGCAUGUACGACUGCACCAAUACACACACUCUCCUGGACCAGUGUUCCUUUGAGCUGAUCAACAUCUGUGGUAUGAUCCAGGGUGAGACUGACGAGGCAGACUGGGUCCAGACCCUGAGCAGCGCUGAGGAGCCAGACCACACACUGGCAGGCCGCUGCAGAGAUGCUGGCUAUUUCAUGAGGUUUGACACAUCUGAAGCAACAGUGGGGAAAAGCGCUCUUCUAGAGUCACGCAUCCUCUACCCUAAGAGGAAGGAGCAGUGUCUGCAGUUCUUCUACAAGAUGGUCGGGGCCCCCGGGGACAGGCUGUUUGUGUGGAUCAGAACAGACGAUGGGACAGGAAAUGUCUGCAGUGUCAAGAAGGUCCAUACCAUUACAGGUGAUGGAGAUGACUCCUGGAAUGUAGCCCACGUGACCUUGAAGGUCAAAGAGAGGUUCCGCUACUUCUUCCAGGGCACGGUAGGGUCCAACAACAAUGCAGAGGGGGCCAUCUUGAUCGAUGACAUCACAUUAACAGAAACCACCUGCCCCAGCGGCGUUUGGAGAAUUCAGAACUUCACUGGCCUGCUCGCCAUAACUCCAGCCGGAGGGCGCAUCAGGAGCAAGCCGUUCUACAGCGCUGAGGGUUACGCUUACGGGAUCAGCCUCUACCCCAAGGGAAGAAACGGCACAUAUCCUGACUAUGUGGGUGUGACCUUCCAUCUAUGCAGCGGGGAGAACGACGGUGUGAUGGAGUGGCCAGUGAUGAACAGGCAGGCUACCGUCACUGCCAUGGACCAGGACCCUGACGCUAAGCUGAGGAUGUCUGCCACCAGAAGCUUCACCACAGAUACUACUAACCCAUAUUGGGUCAAGCCCACCAGCACCAGUGGGGCGGAGUGGGACGUGAGCUCCAACUGCUACAGAGGAUCUGAGUAUGGAUGGACUACGUUCCUCUCUCAUGACCAGCUGCACAGGAGAAGCUUUCUCAAGAACGAUGAUCUCAUCAUUGUUGCCGACUUUGACGAUUUGACCCACCUGGUGAAGAUGGAGGUCCCUGUCCAACCAAAGAGUCCCAGUGGUGACCUCCCAGAGGAGGAGACCCCCAGACAGGAGAAGGAGAUGGCUGACGGUCCCAAACACAGACAGGCACGGGCCGUCCCUAGUGACCUGUGUAGUCCCGACCCCUGCCUCAACGGGGGAGUGUGUGUGGUUGAGAAACAUGGGAAAGCCACGUGCAGGUGUGCCACUGGCCAGGCCACAUACUAUGCUGGUGAGACGUGUGAGAAGCAACAUAUCGAUGGCCGCAUUCUGGGCGUUCUGAUUGGUGGAGCGACAGGGACGAUCGUGCUGACUCUGUCCAUCUUCUCAGUCAUCCGGAGAGUUCACUGAGUCACCAUACUGUGUCACAGCUAUACUUAUGUACCACCUCAAUCCCAAUGCCUCUCUAAGAAACAGUGAUUAUAGAUUGCCACGCGUAUUGUAUAUUUGAUAUUGUUAUUUUGAAUCAAUAAGAACUCCUUGACCAUGGCUGGCAUGCAAUCAAUUCAUUGCAGAGAGGGACUUUUAAUUUAUUAAAUUACUUAUGUUUAUGUUAGGACGCUUGUAAUUGUCUAUAACACGAACUAAAACAACAUUUUGUCAAGUUGCUCAAUAAUUGUUUUUUUAACUAGGCAAGUCAGUUCAGAACAAAUUCUUAUUUACAUUGACGGCCUAAUUGUGCGCAGCCCUAUGAGACUCCCAAUCACGGCUGGAUGUGAUACAGUCUGGAAUCGAACCAGGGACUGUAGUGACACCUCUUGCACUGAGAUGCAGUGCCUUAGACCACUGCACCACUCAGGAGCCUGAAUGAAAUAAUGAAAUAAUUGCUUCUGUGAGA
This is a messenger RNA of Oncorhynchus keta (chum salmon), 2687 nucleotides long. RefSeq names its product meprin A, alpha (PABA peptide hydrolase), tandem duplicate 2 (gene mep1a.2). Gene Ontology annotation, cellular component: membrane. NCBI's taxonomy places the organism in Eukaryota, Metazoa, Chordata, Actinopteri, Salmoniformes, Salmonidae. Gene Ontology annotation, molecular function: protein binding; metalloendopeptidase activity; zinc ion binding. Bases 71 to 2200 code for a protein of 709 amino acids. Gene Ontology annotation, biological process: proteolysis. The record is from RefSeq and is a predicted model, not a curated record. The transcript is spliced from 14 exons.